Molecule: messenger RNA, 1416 nt
Organism: Tigriopus californicus
Lineage: Eukaryota; Metazoa; Arthropoda; Copepoda; Harpacticoida; Harpacticidae
Product: purine nucleoside phosphorylase-like
Exons: 6
Coding region: 253-1209 (318 amino acids)
Biological process (GO): nucleoside metabolic process
Cellular component (GO): cytoplasm
Molecular function (GO): purine-nucleoside phosphorylase activity
Source: RefSeq, a predicted model, not a curated record
GCGAUGGUGGCGCUGGUGGUGGUGGUGAUGAUAAUGAUGAUGGGAACGGUGGUGUGAUGGUCAGAAGAGUGAGAUGUACUUGUUAACCGGGUUUGAGGUAGGAGACCAACCUGAACGAGGUCCAUUCGCCACCAUGUAUUCCAUACGAGGCUGUUGUCAAAAGAAGGAUCUAUUCUUGCUGUGUGGCAGUUCAUCGACGUCCUUCAAACACGAGCCAUACCUUGCAAAACUUUCAAGCCUUGCGUGAGCACAAUGUCAAACUUUAUGGGCUUUGCUCUUGGUCCCUUCGGUGGGGAUGAGGAAACCGAUGAUAAUUUGGCCUACAAUAAGGUAAAGGCCAGUUCUGACUUCCUGAUGAAUAACACCAAGUAUAGGCCCAAAAUUGCCGUCAUUUGUGGAUCAGGAUUAGAACAUGAUCUGAAUCCCCUAGCUGACUUGGCCAAUCUCUUGGAGCAACCCGACAUCUUCGAGUACAAUAACAUCCCGAACUUUCCCACGUCCACUGUACCCGGACACAAGUCUCGCAUGCUCUUCGGAACGCUGAACGGGAUCCAGGUGAUGCUCAUGCAAGGGAGAUUUCACGCCUACGAAGGUUACUCACUAUCCAAGGUAGCAAUGCCCGUGCGAGUGAUGAAGCUAUGCGGCAUCAAAAAGCUGAUCGUGACGAACGCAGCCGGCGGUUUGAAUCCAAAUUUCAAGGUGGGAGACGUCAUGAUUAUCAAGGACCACAUCAAUUUGCCCGGAUUCACGGGCGUGCAUCCCCUUCGUGGUCCGAAUGACCCCCGAUUUGGCAGUCGCUUCUUUGCUGUGAAUGAUUGCUACAUGAAAAGAAUUCGGGACCAAGCCUCGGAGGUUGUCAUGGAGCAGAAACUAGAGAAAUGUUUCCAUGAAGGGGUGUAUGCCAUGUUAGGGGGACCCAACUUCGAGACUGUGGCCGAGCUGAAAAUGUUGCGCAUUUGUGGCGUCGAUGCAGUGGGCAUGAGCACCAUUCCCGAGGUACUGGUGGCUCAUCAUUGUGGGAUCGCCGUAUUCGGCUUCUCUCUGAUUACCAACGAAUGUAUCGUCGAGGAAGAUUCAAAUCUUUUUGCUAACCACGAGGAGGUGAUUGAAGCCGCCAACUCCAGGAAAGAUCUCCUCAGCAAGUUUGUAUCGGAGAUCAUCAAGAGAAUGGAUGCUAUGGACCUAAAGAAUGACCAAGUCAAGGCUUGAAUUAGAUCUUCUCCGAUCAACCAAACAUAUAAUUUGAGAGUUGCUUUUUCCCAAUCUCAAUCAAUACCAAUGAUGGAUCUAUUUGGGUGCUACACAGCUGAUUGCAUCGUCAAGAUACUAAUGAUACAGACCACUGGUUAAAACCCAUUCUCGCCGUUAUUGAAGGAACGUGAAAGAACGCGAAAAAUAAAGGUAGUUUUAAAGGUA